Populus euphratica (Euphrates poplar) is the source of this 1662-nucleotide messenger RNA. RefSeq names its product serine carboxypeptidase-like 45. The coding region runs from base 1 to 1662 and encodes 553 amino acids. Gene Ontology annotation, cellular component: vacuole. Gene Ontology annotation, molecular function: serine-type carboxypeptidase activity. The transcript has 11 exons. NCBI's taxonomy places the organism in Eukaryota, Viridiplantae, Streptophyta, Magnoliopsida, Malpighiales, Salicaceae. Gene Ontology annotation, biological process: proteolysis. The record is from RefSeq and is a predicted model, not a curated record.
AUGGCAAACGAGACUGUGAAUGACAACAACAAAAAGUUAAAAUUAUACAGUGGAGAUCAGGAUUCAUUUAUCCCAUUUACCGGCGGGACUUUGGAGGAUGGUUUCGAUGAUUUCCAUGCUAUAAGUAGAAGUGAAGUUGCAAAACUUCGAUAUAAAUCACAGAAUGCAGGCGUUAUUUUAAUCAUUGCGGCUCUCUUUCUUAGCAACAUGGGGGCUCAGUCAUGGAUAAUUAUGGUAGUGAUAUCAGCAACUUUCAUGCAAUUAUGCAGAGCUGUAGAUGAUAAACUCCUGAGUUUGCCAGGACAACCAAGAGUCAGUUUCCAGCAAUAUGCAGGAUAUGAAACCGUAGAUGAAAAUCAAGACAGAGCUCUUUUCUAUUACUUUGUCGAAGCAGAAUCAGACCCAGCUUCAAAGCCUCUAGUGCUCUGGUUAAAUUGGGGGUGGCCUGGUUGUUCUUCUGUUGGAGCAGGAGCUUUCUCUGAGAAUGGCCCUUUCAGACCAAGUGGUGGAGAGAGUCUUGUUAGAAAUGAUUACAGUUGGAACAAAGAAGCAAAUAUGCUGUACCUGGAAUCGCCAGCAAGGGUUGGUUUCUCUUAUUCUGCCAAUCAAUCUUUCUAUAACUUGGUGAACGACACUAUCACAGCACAAGAAAAUUUUGUAUUCCUACAGAAUUGGUUCCUGAAAUUUCCUGAGUACAAGAAUAGGGAUUUGUUUAUCACAGGAGAGAGCUACGCAGGACACUAUAUACCACAACUUGCUUACCUCAUUGUGAAAUCAGGACUAAAAUUCAAUUUGAAGGGCAUAGCUCUAGGAAACCCUCUAUUGGAGUUCGGUACAGAUUUUAACUCGGAAGGUGACUUCUAUUGGUCUCAUGGGUUGAUAUCAAACCCUACUUAUGAACUUCUCAGUGCAGUUUGUAACACUUCACAACUCUGGCGAGAGCGUCUAGGAGCCUCACUUACGGCUUCUUGUUUGGAAGUGGUAGAUCAACUUAAUGCAGAAAUUCCGGACGCUAUUGAUAAAUAUGAUGUCACUGCAAAUGUUCGUCUAUCGUCUGGUGAAUCAGAAACGCUGUUGGGAGUUCAUAAUCUUCCAUUAUCACCAAGGUUCCAGUCUUUCUCAUCAGGUCAAUCACUACAGGAUGCUCUCAAGAAUACUGGUCUUUGUGCAGGAGAUAAAACUUUUCAAUAUUUGAACAGGAAAGAUGUGCAAGAAACUCUUCAUGCCAAGCUUGUCGGAACUCCACAAUGGACUUUGUGCAGUAGAGUUACACACUAUGAUCUCCGAAACCUAGAGAUACCAACAAUUGAUGUGGUGGGCUCAUUAGUCAGCUCAGGCAUCCGGGUUCUAGUAUACCGGUGGAUAUCAGAUUCUGUUAUCCCAUUUACGAGGAGUAGGAAUUUGGUGGAAGGCUUGGCAAAAAAGCUGGGAUUGAACGCAACUGUGCCCUAUACAGCUUGGUUUGAGGGUGAACAGGUUGGAGGAUGGACACAAGUCUAUGGUGACAUCCUGACAUUUACCACCAUUAGAAGAGGCUCUCAUAUGGCACCAUUUUCAUCACCAGCAAGAUCACUGGCACUAUUUGCAGCAUUUCUAUCUGGGAAGCGUCGACAUAAAUUUUUGUUAAUAAAACUAUCAAAUCUAGCAGUGGUAAUCUUGUAG